AUGCCACGCCAAUAUCGCCGAGAUCGCGACAGCGAUCCAGAUCGGAAUCCUGCAUACCACCACCAUUACGAUAACGAUACAUACAACGACAACGACGAUUACGAAUAUGACAGCAGUGACGAAGACCCCAACCGAGAACCAGACUACAGACCGAAUUUCGGGUUCAACUCGCGAUUACCGUUUAAUCUGCGCGGGUUUGUUCCCGUUUGGAAUGAUCCUGAUGGUUAUAAUGAGCAUGACCACGAUGAUAAUGUGAAUAAUGGACAUGGACACGAAUACGGGAAUGCAUAUGAUACGAGACGCACCGUCGCCCCAGAAGAAAGCGCAACGAAACACCAAAGCGCCGAUUCAAGCAACAGUGCCGCGCAUUUAUUAGCCGGCCAGGACCAUGAGGACAGAGGAUAUCCGGACGAAGGACUGCGCGUCGGAAAACGACGGUCUCAGCGCAAGAAGGCGUUGCUGGAUGGUCUUGGGCCCGGUGCUGGUGCUGGCGCUGGUGCGGCGCGAGAUAUCACGAGAGAUCGCCCACAAGGGCGGAUUGUUUCUGGUGCGCAUUUGGAGGAGGGGCGGGGGCAGGUGAGGCAGAGGUCUGGGUUCUUUCCCGCUGGCGGGGCUGGUGGUGGUGGUGGUGGUGCUGCUGCUGCUGGGCCUGGGGAGGAAUUGCUGCGUAAAGAGGGUAAUGGUGGGAAUUGGAACGGGAGUACAGUGAGCUCGAACAUAGUCGACCGACCAUUCUACAAGCGCAAGCGGUGGUGGCUAGGAAUGGGAAUCCUACUCCUCAUCCUCGCAGCUAUCGCCGUCCCAGUAGCUGUCGUGAUGACCAGAAAACACACCAACAAACACACCACAUCAGCCGGUACAGACUCAGACUCCUCCGACGAUAACGCUCCAGCAAACCUCAACCUCAAAGGAAUUAGCCGCGACAGCAUCCCCUCCUCCGCCAAGGGCACCAUCCUUGACCCCUUCACCUGGUACGACACAACCGACUUCAACGUAACCUACACAAACGCCACCGUCGGCGGCCUCCCCCUAAUGGGCCUGAACAGCAGCUGGGACGAUUCGACCCAGGCAAACGAACACGUUCCCCCGCUUAACGAAUCCUUCCCCUACGGCUCCCAACCAAUCCGCGGCGUAAACCUCGGCGGCUGGCUCUCCAUCGAACCCUUCAUCGUCCCAUCCUUCUUCGACAAAUACGAUUCCUGGGAGGGUAUCGUCGACGAAUACACACUGACCCAACGCCUCGGCGACGCCGCAAACGCAACCCUCGAGAAACACUACGCCAAAUUCAUAACUGAGCAGGACUUCAUCGACAUCCGUGACGCAGGCCUCGACCACGUCCGCAUCCAGUACUCCUACUGGGCCAUCAAGACCUUCGACGAAAACGACAAACCCUACGUGUCCCAAAUCGCAUGGCGCUACCUCCUCCGCGCUAUCGAGUACUGUCGCAAAUACGGCCUCCGCGUAAACCUCGACCUGCACGGCCUCGUCGGCAGCCAGAACGGCUGGAAUCAUAGUGGUCGACAGGGCGCUAUCGGGUGGUUGAACGGGACGGACGGCGCACUGAACCGCAAGCGCUCCCUCGAGCUCCACGACUCGCUGUCCAAGUUCUUCGCGCAGGACCGGUACAAAAACAUAGUCACCAUCUACGGCCUCGUCAACGAACCGCUUAUGCUCUCGUUACCUAUCAAAGAUGUCCUUGAGUGGACGACCGAAGUCACAAAACUAGUGCAGGGAAACAACAUCACGGCAUGGAUAGCCUUCCAUGACGGCUUUCUGAACCUGAGCAAAUGGAAGAAAAUGCUCAAGGGCGAUGAUGUCCCCGAUAACAUGCUCCUCGACACGCACCAGUAUACGAUUUUCAACACGGGCCAGAUCGUCCUCAAGCACGCUGAUCGCGUCAAUCUCAUCUGUAAUGACUGGUAUCAUAUGAUCCAGGAGAUUAACACCACGGAUGCUGGGUGGGGGCCCACAAUCUGCGGCGAAUGGUCCGCCGCCGACACCGACUGCGCGCCGUACCUCAACGACGUCGGCCGCGGCACCCGCUGGGAAGGAACUUUUUCCCCCGGUGACAGCACGCAGUACUGUCCCACCGCAGACACCGACGAGAAGUGUUCAUGUGCGAAUGCAAACGCGAACCCCGCGACGUAUACUGAUGGGUACAAGAAGUUCCUGCAGACAUAUGCGGAGGCGCAGAUGAGUGCGUUUGAGACGGCGCAGGGGUGGUUUUAUUGGACUUGGAAGACGGAGAGGGCGGCGCAGUGGAGUUAUUCGACGGCAUGGAAGGGCGGGUUUAUGCCGAAGAAGGCUUAUGAGCCGGCGUUUAGGUGUGGGGAUGAUGUGCCGGAUUUUGGGGAUUUGCCGGAGUAUUAUUGA
Molecule: messenger RNA, 2373 nt
Organism: Aspergillus chevalieri
Lineage: Eukaryota; Fungi; Ascomycota; Eurotiomycetes; Eurotiales; Aspergillaceae
Gene: exg2
Product: putative exo-beta-1,3-glucanase
Exons: 2
Coding region: 1-2373 (790 amino acids)
Biological process (GO): glucan catabolic process
Cellular component (GO): cell surface; extracellular region
Molecular function (GO): beta-glucosidase activity
Source: RefSeq, a predicted model, not a curated record